UCAAAGUGCCGUGUUUGGUUUUGCUGACGUUAUACCGUCCGAUAUUCUUUUAUCCAGCAUAAGCAGACGGUGAUUUGUUACAGGUGAUCAUGGCAAAAACUCCAGCAAAACACCGAAAAAAUGUGAAGCCAAAGCGAAAUUCUUCGUCGUCGCAACAGCACAGCGAUGAGCGUCCGGAAGUAUCGGGUAAAAAUCACUCGAAUUAUCAGUGCGCGUUAAUUUUUGUAAUACUAGCUACCGGUACUGUAGUGACGCUUGGCAUUGCUGUGAUAAUGCGUGCAGGUCCCGAUAGCAAUGUUCACAUCACUACUGAUGAUGCGGAGAUAAGCCUACUAAAACGACCAGACCAAAAAGAAUCGCACAGCUUACCUGAAAAGGCAGACAAGAAUGUCGGCACAUCUGAAAUAAAGGAGACAGAACACAGAACAAAUGGCUUAAAACAAUCCUCCGCUCACAACCAUCCGAAAGAAUUCCAGGAAACGAUCUUGAAGCAGCUGAAACCUCGGGAUAUCACCGUAGACGGAAGGCUUGUGAAGGUUCAGGAGUUGAUAGGCAGUAAAAAACGACCAGAAAAAGCAUCUAUUCGAGUGUACCAAUUCGAACACUUCUUGUCGGAUCAGGAAUGUGACGGUUUGAUGAGGGCUCACCUCCGCCAUGUGUCGGUGCAUUCGGAGGAUCCCAUCAUCUGCUUCGACUCUGUGGACACGCUGAGAAGACACCUACGAAACACACAAUUCAAAAACAUGAAAAUCACAAGCGAAGAUUUUACGGAAGGAACCACCUGUGUGAAUGCCAGUUUUUCUAAAGACUUGAAAUCCAUCCUCGGCUGGUCCACGAGCACUGCUUUCUACCCCGGAGAAACCAAGUUCACAUCCAUAUUUGAUGAACGUGUGUACAGAGCGACAGAACUCAAGCCAUCUAACGGCGGCAAAUACCAAAUCACAUCCUAUAGGAAUGGGAUAGGUUACAAAACUCACACGGACUGUACUAUCGGAAACAGAGACCUGCGAGACCGUAUGGGCACGAUCCUUGUAUAUUUGCAAGAUGUUGAGGAAGGUGGUCAGACUGAAUUUCCAGAGUUGGGCAUCAGUGUCAGACCACGUAAAGGACGAGCAAUUACUUGGAAUAACGAGGACAUUGACGGUACAUGUGAUCCUUACUCAAUCCAUGCAGCAAAGCCAGUCAUCAAAGGCCACAAGAUCAUUCUGCAAAGAUGGUACUAUUACCAGAAUUUCUACAUGUUGGGUAAGAGGCCAUCAUCAGAGCCGGAUCUACCAGUGCGUCAGGAGCUACAGCCUUACGUAUCAUGUGACGAGUAUGACCAUGGUAGCUGCCGUUGGUACGAUGAGUGGGGUUAUGAUCAUCUGGUUCAAUAUCGACAAGUCAAAAAACAGCUACAUUAACGACAAGGCGCUGCAUAGAGAAGACACCAGAUUUUGAUCAUCAAGUUUGGACAGAUAUAUACACAACAGGAACUGAAAUCGACCAACAAAUUUAAUUGGAGAGUUGAGAUCAUCUCGAAAUAAUGGUUCAUCUUAUGUUACUUUCAGAAAAACUGUACAUUAUUAUAAGGGUGGUGCAUGUAACAAGCCCUGUUGAAACCCGCGAUCCAUGGGUCCAGUGAAAAUGCUGGAGUGUUGUUACGACCAAAACCAUGUUACAUGUACUUCAUUUCUGUACAGUGAACUCUUUAAUCCUAACCCCCUAUAUGUAGGUUCGUGUUAGGUGAAAUAUAUUAAAAUUGGAAAAUUCAGGAUCAUGUUAAGGUUAAUUAGCCUUAGGCCUAUAAAACAAAUUGGGUCUUAAACGUGGAUAUACCACGACGGAAACAGUACAGCAGUCUUUUUCCCCCUUUUUGUCACAAUUCCCCGACUGGUCUGAAAUUACUAAAAUUCUGCAGACCGACUUAAGCUUUUGAAUCAUGAAUUAUUUUAGAGUCGCAAUAACAGUUCGCUCUCAAAGACUCGAAGAGAUAAUGUUCAGAACCUAAGAACCUUACAAAAUGGCCAAUGUAUUUCACUUUUGCAUUUGAUUCUAGUUUUAUUGGAAGUUAAUAUACACGUACACACCGUUAGUAUGAAUAUCACACUCAUGGCGUAACAUCACAUCAUGUAAAUGAAACCGUAAAUUACAAAUUAACGUAUAGACCUUAUGUAGAGCGGCCAUCUGAGAGGGCAUCUUUUGUUAUUUUAAUUCAGUAACAAUGAAUAGGCAAAAGUUCACUCAUAUAAUAUCCCAGCAAAACAAACGCAUUGCCCUCUAAAAUAGCUGUUACCUAUUAGGUCUACUUGGAUCAGUGUGUUUCCUCUUUUUUUUGGAAUGAUAUACGGGGUGGUCCAACAAACAAAAACCGCAGCCUCAUAGGCCUACUUCCAAUAUCCAGGGACCUAAACCAUUGAUAUGUAUAUGUAUGGCUAGGACAUUUUGUUAGAAGUAAAAUGAUACCAAGAACUCCCGAUUUAGUUUUGAUUCCAGCGCCAUAUUUGUGAACCAAAGUCAGCGGUUAUUUGGUCUUGGAUGACAAUGGACAUGUGAUGAUUCAGUAUGUACUGUUUGAAAUAAUGGACACCGGGAAAUGGGUAGGGAAGAGCCAAAAUGUGCUGUACAUGUUUUGUUAAGUUUGUUUGUUAUGUUCGGCCCAGUCUUAGCCGAGUCAGCAGCGGAAAAGCCAAAAUGUGCCAUACUUCUAUAAUCAGGUUCCCACGGAAAUCUGAGAACCAAAUGCCAUGACUUUUCCAGGACUUUCCAGGACUAAAAUAUGACAAUUCCAUGACAUUUAACGCCAUUUUGCAGA
This is a messenger RNA of Patiria miniata (bat star), 2794 nucleotides long. RefSeq lists its product as uncharacterized. The record is from RefSeq and is a predicted model, not a curated record. The coding region runs from base 90 to 1403 and encodes 437 amino acids. Gene Ontology annotation, molecular function: L-ascorbic acid binding; procollagen-proline 4-dioxygenase activity; iron ion binding. The transcript has 6 exons. NCBI's taxonomy places the organism in Eukaryota, Metazoa, Echinodermata, Asteroidea, Valvatida, Asterinidae. Gene Ontology annotation, biological process: peptidyl-proline hydroxylation to 4-hydroxy-L-proline. Gene Ontology annotation, cellular component: endoplasmic reticulum.